Messenger RNA from Gasterosteus aculeatus aculeatus (three-spined stickleback), 2150 nucleotides. Its product is annotated as protease-associated domain-containing protein 1. Lineage: Eukaryota; Metazoa; Chordata; Actinopteri; Perciformes; Gasterosteidae. The record is from RefSeq and is a predicted model, not a curated record.
GCAUGCGCGUGAAAAGAAGCCCGGAAGUAUCUGCUAACUGGACCCUGUGUUAUCGAAUGGACCGCAGCUAAAGCUAAUAUACAGAAGCACAAAUGGACAGAUACUGCACAGGCUCGCCUACGUAACGUUGAGGAGAUCUACACAUGCCUUGAAUAUGGCAAAGGUUGUUCGGACGACUGCUUUAGUUUUAUAUCUCUGGACUGUUUUCAUGCACUUCAGUCGUAUGUCCGGUCUCGGGAUCAAUGAGUUGCUUUACUUCCGGGUCAUCAGUCCGAAGGAGAUAGGGUACAUCUUCAGCGCAGCACCUGCAAAAGACUUUGGAGGAGAUUUUACGUCCUCGUAUGAUCACAUCUUCCUUGUGCCUUCGGACCCGGCAGAUGGCUGCUCAGAGUUGGAGGACAGAGAAAUCAUACAGGGACAAGUGGUGUUGGUGGAAAGAGGAGGUUGCUCCUUUGUUCAAAAGGCCCGACAUGUGGAGGAAGCCGGAGGCAAAGCCGUCCUGAUCGCCGAUGACGCAGCGGACAACGACAGUCAGUACCUCGACAUGAUUGCCGACGGAAGCACUGCCAAACCAAGCAUUCCUGCCCUGUUCCUGCUGGGACGGGACGGGAUGAUGAUCAGACGAUCGCUUGAGAGACAGGCCCUGCCGUGGGCCGUCAUUUCCAUUCCUGUCAACGUUUCCUCAUUGGCCUCGUUUCCACUCAAGCAGCCCCCGUGGACACUGUGGUAGAAAUGACGCACUACCACAACUCCACGCGCCUCCUCACUCUAUAAACAGUUGGGUCAUCGUCGCAUUUCCUGUCAAUGCUGAAUAGGGAAAGUUCUUCAGUGUUCAACAAAUAAACAAGCCAGUAAAAUUAGCAUAAGUACACGGUUAUGGCCCGCUUAAAAACGUGGCUUGAGCCUUUACAACAGUGUUUGAAUGGACUAUUCAAUCAGGUGAGACGACUUCAGCAAGAAACACGCAUGCUUCUUCUCAGUGCUCAGAUGGUUUUUUAAUGUAAUGAGUCUUCAGGGCAAAUUGCUGGUGACCCGGAAGAUUGUAAUUAAUACAACUCCUAAAACAGCAUAACUUGAAUGUCAUCUCCCUGUAAAAUAAUAAUAAACUCCUGCUUAUUUACAUUAAGUUAAACACCAACACAAAUGUUCCUCUUAGGGUUAAUUACAAUUUCAAAUAACCACAAUUUAUGUCUAGUACUGACUGUUUUGUAAAUGUACUAAUACAAGCACAAAGGCAGAGUCUUGACUACCAAAAAUAUAUUGAAACGUAGACUCAUUGGUGGUUGCAAUACAUUAAUGGCAGCUGAUCAAUGACAAAUCAAUUGUUUUCCUCCUGGAUAUUAAAUGGCAUUCGAUGAUGUUUUGUUUAUUCUCUUGUAUCUUUAUUAAUAACGUGCAAGGAGGUCACUACAUUCUUUGAAAUUAAAUCGGGGAAGGUAUAGCACAAAACAUUUCAAAUAAAUGUCUUGGAACUUGAUGGAGGAGACACAAAGUAUUAGAUUUUUGUUUUUAGUUUUUUUUUCAUGUACGAUCUUUAGCAAAAUGUCAACCUGCUGACCAGCUAGUUUCAAGUUUUGCUUUGAAGAUCCUAUAUGGCUUCUGCAGCAAGGCGCGUCGUCUUUGCAAGUUUCCAGUUACCCUUCCAGUUAUUUAAGGUAGAACAUAGAGACGUUAUAAUGAUGCAAUAGACUUACUGGACUUGAAUGCAUUUUAUUGGACUGUCUGCUGCUUGAACAGUGUUCUUUAACAUCUGUAAUUUUCCCUGCUGUCCUGUCUCCAUAUAGGGAGCGGCUGGUGUCCACAAUGAGCCUUCUGCAAUUUUCACAGGAUUUUUUCUUUGUCUUCAUUUGAUCUAGCUGAUGAUGCACUGAUGCACCAAUUUACUUUAAGGCACAUUUGGUAUGAAAGCAGAGGUUACACAUAUAGUGCUGUAUUCAGUUGUUUAUUCAUGUGGAUUUAAAGAAGAAAAGCAGACUUUAUAAGGUCUACCACAUAUGGGUAAUGUAGCAUAGUUUAUAAUUCCACAUUCUAUUGCCUUACUAUGUGAAAGUCAUUAUAGAGCCUGUACAUUUGCAUUGUCCCUUAGAAGAAAUUGACAUACUGAUUAUUAAAUUAAAGAUAUUGAAUGAAAAUAAAUGACAUUUGUGUUA